Messenger RNA from Asparagus officinalis (garden asparagus), 2539 nucleotides. RefSeq names its product dynamin-related protein 3A-like. The coding region runs from base 243 to 2153 and encodes 636 amino acids. Gene Ontology annotation, molecular function: microtubule binding; GTP binding; GTPase activity. The record is from RefSeq and is a predicted model, not a curated record. The transcript is spliced from 21 exons. Gene Ontology annotation, cellular component: microtubule; membrane; cytoplasm. Lineage: Eukaryota; Viridiplantae; Streptophyta; Magnoliopsida; Asparagales; Asparagaceae.
AGGAGUGGGGGGAGUUCUUGCACUUGCCCGGGAAUAGGUUCUACGACUUUUCACAGAUUCGGAAGGAGAUUCAGGCUGAAACAGACAGGGAAGCUGGUGGGAACAAGGGUGUUUCAGACAAACAAAUUCGCCUGAAAAUAUUUUCACCAACUGUUUUAAACAUUACUCUAGUUGACUUGCCGGGAAUAACAAAAGUGCCGGUUGGUGAUCAACCAAGUGACAUUGAGACAAAGAUUAGAAAUAUGAUCUUAUCAUAUAUCAAACAUGAAACUUGCAUCAUAUUAGCGGUUUCACCAGGAAAUGCAGACCUAGCAAACUCUGAUGCACUGCAGAUGGCCAGGAUUGUUGAUCCAGAUGGUUCCAGAACAAUUGGUGUAAUCACAAAGUUGGAUAUCAUGGACAAAGGUACCGAUGCUCGCAGACUUCUAUUAGGAAAUGUCAUCCCUCUUAAACUUGGCUAUAUUGGUGUGGUAAAUCGCAGUCAACAUGAUAUCAAUGAAAACCGAUCUAUCAAAGCUGCACUCGCCUCUGAAGAGAGCUUUUUCCGCCGUAAUCCGGUGUAUAAUGGUCUUUCUCAUUGUUGUGGAGUUCCUCAAUUAGCCAAGAAGCUGAAUCAGAUUUUAGUUCAACAUAUCAAAGCAGUGCUACCAGGAUUGAAAUCUCGGAUAAAUGCUCAAUUAGUCACCGUAGCAAAGGAACAUGCUGCGUUUGGUGAUGUUGCAGAAUCAAAGGCUGGCCAGGGAGUGAAACUUCUGAACAUCCUUGCAAAAUAUUCUGAAGCAUUUUGCUCAAUGGUGGAAGGCAAGAAUGAAGAAUUGUCAACAGCAGAGCUUUCUGGUGGAGCCCGAAUUCACUACAUUUUUCAAUCAAUAUUUGUGAAGAGUUUGGAGGAAGUUGAUCCUUUUGAGGAUGUGACCGAUGAGGAUAUCCGCAUGGCAAUUCAAAAUGCUACUGGCCCUAGAAGUUCUUUAUUUGUGCCAGAGGUGCCAUUUGAGAUUCUUGUACGGAGGCAGAUAGGUCGUUUAUUGGAUCCAAGCCUUCAAUGUGCAAAAUUUAUCUAUGAUGAGUUGAUUAAGAUGACACACCGAUGCUUAUCUAAUGAGCUGCAGCGCUUCCCUGUCCUUCGGAGGGCCAUGGAUGAGGUAGUUGGUAAAUUUUUACGAGAAAACCUUCAACCUGCAGAAGCAAUGAUAACCCACAUUAUCCAUAUGGAGAUGGACUACAUAAACACAUCACAUCCAAAUUUCAUUGGUGGCAGAAAAGCUGUAGAGAGUGCACAGCAAGUAAAAUCUUCCAAGUCAGCAGCAUCAUUGCCCAGAUCUAAGGAUGGGCUAGAUACUGACAAACUUCAGGCAUCUGAAAAAACUCAGAAGUCUCGAGCCAUUUUAGGUAGAUCCGGUGCGAAUGGUAUUGCUCCUGAUCAGGGCAUUCGACCUGUUGUGGAUUCUGAGAGACCAGCUUCUUCUGGAGCCUCAGCGGGAUCAAGUUGGGGUAUUUCAUCAAUUUUUGGUGUUAAUGAGAAUCGUGCACAUCCAAAAGAGAGCUCAGUAAACAAGCCCCACCCUCUGUCUGUAAGCAACAUGGAGCAUUCACUCUCAUCCAUCCAUUUAACAGAGCCACCUAUCAUCUUGAAGCCUUCAGAAAAUCAGACAGAGCAGGAAGUCAUGGAGAUAGCAAUCACAAAAUUGUUAUUGAAAUCAUAUUAUGAUAUUGUGAGGAAAAAUAUUGAGGAUUCUGUUCCUAAAGCAAUUAUGCACUUCCUGGUUAAUCAUGCAAAAAGGGAGUUGCAUAAUGUUUUUAUUAGGAAACUUUACAGAGAGAAUCUUUUCGAGGAGAUGCUCAAGGAACCCGACGAUAUAGCUGCCAAAAGAAAACAUAUUCAAGAGACACUCCGAAUUCUGGAACAGGCUUAUAGGACUCUAGAUGAGCUACCCCUUGAAGCUGAAACUGUUGAGAAAGGAUAUAACCUGAUGAAUGAUUCAACUGGGUUGCCAAUGGUUGAAGGCCUGCCUUCCUCUUUCUAUGCCUCCCCCAAUGACUACAGUUCACCAUACACAGCUUCUCCUCGAAAUCCUAGAUUGAGGAAAUCUUCAGGCCAUUCUGCGGAGCAACCUUCAUCGUUCUAUACAAACUUGAGUGGGAAUGGGUUUUAGUCCUUAUUCCACAAUUGAAGCGUGAGAACUUGAAGUUAUUAUAUUAUGCAAUUAUGUCUUUUUCGCUUGAGAAAGCUUGUGAUCCAUUGAUUUGCUCCGUUUGAGGUCUUAUAUUCACUAAUGCCUUCCUGUUGAAGAUGAGAGAGCUGAAGCUCAGAACAACUUUGUGGGCCUGACGUUCACUGGAAGUUACAUGCUUUGAUUUGGAUUCGAACAGCGGAGUCUAUUUACUAACCCUUGCUCGAUGGUGCUUUAUUUUUGGCAGUUUCAAACUAUUAGUAAAAAAUUCUUGCAACGUUUUAGCAAUGUAGUAUGUUAUAUAUGCGUCCGCAAUAUUAUUUAUUCAUUUUCUGAAAUAAUGGGUCUACAAUUGGAUUUUUGUAACA